Molecule: messenger RNA, 1969 nt
Organism: Drosophila guanche
Lineage: Eukaryota; Metazoa; Arthropoda; Insecta; Diptera; Drosophilidae
Gene: Exd2
Product: exonuclease 3'-5' domain-containing protein 2
Exons: 3
Coding region: 145-1881 (578 amino acids)
Biological process (GO): nucleobase-containing compound metabolic process
Cellular component (GO): nucleus; cytoplasm
Molecular function (GO): nucleic acid binding; 3'-5' exonuclease activity
Source: RefSeq, a predicted model, not a curated record
ACUAAACUACCCAUUUAUCAAUAAUAAACACUAUCAAUUAUCAAAAGAACAAAUUAGCUCGUACCAAAAAUUAAUCGAGUUCAUCCACAAAAUUUGAGUAAAACUGUAACAAGUUGCAUUAAAACAAAAAAAAAAACAAAAAAUAUGAGCGUAGAAAAAACAAAAAAAUUGGCCAUUUUUGCUGCAGGAGUAGGUUUGGUCUACGUCCUGGUGCGUCACAGGCACUCGCUGCUGUCCAGGCUGCGGCGGCACAGCCGAUCAAGUCCGCUGCGCAAUAGUUGCGUCGAAGUCAUCAAUUCCAACUCGGACCCAGCCACGCAAGUCGUCCUUAACGAGCUACGAACUCAUUGUCAGAGCUUCAAGGUGGUCGGCUUCGAUUGCGAGUGGAUCACGGUGGGUGGCAGCAGGCGACCUGUCGCCCUUCUCCAGUUGAGCUCUCACAAAGGGCUUUGUGCUCUCUUCCGACUGUGCCACAUGAAGCAGAUACCCAAGGACCUGCGCGAACUGCUCGAGGACGAGGCCAUCAUCAAAGUGGGAGUAGCUCCGCAGGAUGAUGCCAAGAAGCUGGCCCACGACUACGGAGUGGGAGUGGCGAGCACGUUGGAUCUGCGAUUUCUGGCCGUGAUGGCCGGUCACAAGCCCGAGGGCCUGGGGAAACUGGCCAAGACACACGCAGACUUCGUGCUGGACAAGAACUGGCGGCUGGCAUGCUCCAACUGGGAGGCCAAGCAGCUGGAGCCCACCCAAAUCAAGUACGCGGCCAACGAUGCCCUGGCUGCCGUGGCCAUUUUCCAGAAGCUCUCCAGGGACCUGGAGCCACGGAACUUCUGGGACUGGCGCCCAUUGAACGAGCACACCCUUCGACCCAAAAUCGAGCCCUUCCUGGACGUGGACUUUGCCAGGGGCUUCAACAUCAAUCUGUCUAAGGAUGGGAGGCAUGCGCCCAGUUCUGGUUCCCAGAAGCAGACAAAAUUGACGCCAAAAAGUCCGCAAUGUCGCCAUCUGGGCACCCAGUCGAGAGUCUUUUAUGACAACUGCCUGCUCCAGGCCCCCGACGGGGAGCUUCUCUGCACCAUGGAUCGCCGCAAAGCCUCCUGGUACCUGGCUCAGAAUCUGGGCACCAAAGUCAGCGAGGAUCCGUUUACAGUUCGGCUGAACUUUGAGCCCGCGGGACGGGCCGUGGGGGAAGUGGGACGCUACUACCAGACGCCCAAGGAGAACCAGUGCGUGGUGUGCGGCAAUCGUGAGGCGUUCAUCCGCAAGAAUGUGGUGCCGCAUCAGUACCGCAAGCACUUCCCGAUAUGCAUGAAGACGCACACCUCCCACGAUGUGUUGCUGCUAUGCCCGCCCUGCCACCAACUGAGCAACAUUUCGGAUCUGCGCGUCCACUGCAAGCUGGCCGCCAAGUGCGAUGCCCCGUUCAAGCACAGCGAAGGCAACGUCAAAUAUCACAUUGAUCCAGAGCUAAAGCGAGUCAAGUCCGCUGCCAAGGCUUUGCUCUUCAAUGGCCACCGCAUACCCGCGCAGAAGUUGGAGGAGAUGCGGCGUACCCUGCUGGACUUUUACAAGGAUCACACCGAGGUCACGGAACAGUUGCUGAGGGAGGCGGCGGAGGUGGAAUAUCGCAUGGAGAACGAAGACUACUGCCAGCAUGGUGAGAAGGUGGUGCAGAUGUAUCGCCAUGAAUUUGGGGGCCUCAUCGAGUUGGAGCGGAUGUGGCGAGAGCAUUUCCUGCACACCAUGAAGCCGCAGUUUCUUCCCGACCUGUGGAACGUCAAUCACAAUGCCGAUCGCCUGGAGGUGAGAGCCAGCGAGGGACGCGUGGACAAUGCAGACUUGCUCGUGGCGGGACUGAAGACGAUGCCCAGGAACGCACAAUAGAUUUCGUUUUGGUUUGCCUGCCGCGGGCUUUGUACGUUGUUUUUUUUUUUGGUUAAAAAUAAACCACAAUUUGAUUUGCGCUAUGGUA